AUGAUCAAACUGAUCAGUGUUGCUAUUGUUGCAGGAUUGUUUUUUGGAUGCUGGACAGACUGGUUUGACAGAGAUGACCCCUCUGGAAAUGGAGACUGGGAAGACCUCUCCAAUCUUCGCAAAGAGAACCCAGGAAAGAUCUGCUCUAACCCACUAACUAUUGAGGCCAGAACUCUAUUAGGGUUCAGUGCAGCUGCAGUUGGGGAUGUGAUUUAUAAGAUUGACACAACUUCAGGAUUCAUCUGCAGGAACCAGGACCAAUGCAUGAAGAAUAGGUGUAAAGAUUAUGAAGUUCGUUUCAGUUGUCCUGCCUCUUUCUGUGGAUGCUGGACAGCCUGGUUUGACAGAGACGAUCCCUCUGGAGCUGGAGACUGGGAAGACCUCUCCAGUCUUCGCAACGAGAACCCGGGAAAGAUUUGCUCUCAACCGCUUGGUAUCGAAGCCAGAACUCUAUCUGGUGUCAUUGCAGCUGCAACAGGGGAUGUCAUUCAUAAGAGUGACACAACUUCAGGAUUCGUAUGCAGAAACAAGGACCAAUAUAAGAACAAGUUGUGCAAUGAUUAUCGAGUUCGUUUCAGCUGCCCUUCCUCUUUCUGUGAUCCAGGAUGCUGGACAGCCUGGUUUGACAGAGACGAUCCCUCUGGAGAGCUGGAGACUGGGAAGACCUCUCCAGUCUUCGCAACGAGAACCCGGAAAGAUUUGCUCUCAGCCGCUUGGUAUCGAAGCCAGAACUCUAUCUGGUGUCAUUGCAGCUGCAACAGGGGAUUUGUCAUUCAUAAGUAA
Plectropomus leopardus (leopard coralgrouper) is the source of this 783-nucleotide messenger RNA. Lineage: Eukaryota; Metazoa; Chordata; Actinopteri; Perciformes; Serranidae. The record is from RefSeq and is a predicted model, not a curated record.